GGUGAUCACGCUUGGUUGGCAACCAUAUCUCGGUCCCUGUCUCCCUCUGACACCAUUACAGACACAAGCGAGCUGGAGAUAAGUCCUGUAUCGUCUCACCAGGAUAUAACUGUCAAUAUACCUGUCUGCUUGCACCUACCAGUGACUGCAGUGGCGACAAGGCCCUGGCAUGAUUGAAGAUAGAUGUGUGUGAUAUUGAACACAGACUGCCUUUAGAGAUGAGACUUUUGUGAAGGAGGUCUAUAGAUGUCCUUUGUGUCUUCAGAGGAAGGACUACUAUUUCAGAGAAAAAAACUAUUUUUAACUGUGUUUGAUGAGAAGAUGGAGUGGUCAGGAGAUGCUGAUUUGAAUUUGGGAUCUAGUUCAGUACCGCGUGAUGUUGGAUCUGGUACAGUUCUGAGUGAUGUGGGAUGUGAUCUAAACCAAAGUGACGGCGAAAAGAAAGCUUGUUCAGCAAGUCCAGGGGGAGAUAUGUCUUCCAGUGUUGAUAUUGGGGUGAUUAACAAGAAAGAUGAGUUCGACUCUUGUCCAAAAGAGGGUGAAGUUAGUUCUGGAGCAUCUGUGAAUGGAAACGGCGAUGUUUCGAGGAAUGAGGGGACUGACGUGGACGCCGUCAACUCAAUAUCAGAGCAGGCUUGUGAACAAAAUGACGCGAGAGACAGUGUGGAUGUUGACGCCACACCUGAGUUAACGGAAACCCCAAGUGAGACUACCAGCGGCACCGUGAAACAAGAUGAUCCAGAUAUUAAUGGAAAUUCAGCCACUGAACAAGACAAUAACCUUUCUAACACCGCUACUCCAACGCCUCUCACUAAACAACAUUCUAACGGCGUUAAGAAAGCCCCCAUCAAGAGAACGGCCUCAAUACCCACAAAACUGCCUCUUUCCCGCAAUAGUUCCAGAACGUCAAGCGGUAGCUCUUCCCCAGCGAGCCCUGGUGCCAAACCUAUGUCCAAGAAUAUCCAAGGGAAACAAGAAUCUUCAGUAAAUGGGAAUAAAUCAGCCGACGUUUUAUUAACGUCAGACAAAGGUCAAGGUCAAGCUUCACCAGAAACCAGCAAACGUGCUCUGAAAAGAAAACCGUCAAAGUCGAAACUGCCUAUAAGCAGUGGCACGCCCACUAAUGUACCAAACACGCCUCCGUGCACACCACAACCGCACUUACUUGGGAGACAAACGUCAAAUGAGAAAUCUCCGCCAUCACCUGUAGAUGUGAACCUAGUUCCUAGCCGAAAAAAGUCUACUUCCAAGCUUCCUAUCACAGAGUCCCCCCAACCAGCCCCUCCCGUUACAUCCACACCGGACCCAAAGGGAGGUCCAGCUUCACCCCCAGCAGCAGACAUACCCCCCAUCACUCCCCAGAAGGUUACCCCGGGACCGAAGAACGCCAUGACCCCCAGAAGGAUCAUAGAGGAAAACGAGGCUUGGAAGGAACAGGUCAAACAGUUCCAGCUAUUCAAGAUGGCGAUGUCGGAGACUGUGAACCUUGACCCCCGGACCCGUUUCCUCCGCUGUUUGUUCUGCACGCACCUCUUCACCAUGAACGGCCGCGAGCCCCGGAUGUUGGGCUGCUGCCUGAACGCAAUCUGCUCUGCGUGCGCAUCAAAGCUGUGCCUUGAGAGCUCCUCGCACCUCCGUUGCCCUGUAUGCCGACAAUCAGUUACUAUGCCCCAAGCAAACGGAACCAACGAGUCCAUUGACGUCAUCGACGAGUCUGUUGUAGAUGGAGGCACGGUGGAUCUACCGGUUGAGCUGAUACGGAUCAAAACCAUGGAGUACCAGCAUAUCCAGAAGGGCCUAAGCUUUCCGUGUUUGGUCUGCAAGAAGACGCAGUCCACGUGGUUCUGCGAGAACUGUGAUGGAUACAUGUGUGACGUAUGCCGUGACGAACAUAAGGAGGAAACCAAGACGAAACGUCACAGCACCGUAGCAGUACCUAACAUGAAAGCCAGACAACUCAAGGACUUUAAACAGCAUUACUGCAAAGAUCAUAGUUUCUCUAAGGUUACUCUGUACUGUACGACAUGCAAACAGGUCGUAUGCAACAUUUGUAUCAGGGAAGGUCAUGACAAGGACACACAUAAUGUUCUCACAAUACAAGAGGCUUUUGGAACCAGGAUCAAACAAACUGGGAAACUGUUGUCCAAAGCGCGAAAGAAGCACAGACAUUUGACAGACUACGGCCAAUGCUUGAAACUGAAAUCGGACAGCAACGAGGUCUCUGAGACAACCGCCAAAGAGAGUAUCAAUGAAGUAUUCGACCAUCUCAUGGAUAUCAUGCAACACCGUCGCACAGAACUACUGGCUGAGGUGGAUCGUGAUUCGGCCACGCUUGCAACAUCAGCGACGGUGGACACCGAUUCGACCGACUGUCGCCUGUCCAUGCUAAACACAGCGACCGACUAUGCAAAGGAGUUUAAAUCUAAGGCUGACAACGUUGAGUUCUUGCAGCUCUUCCCGAUGGUGUCCAACUCCCUCAAGAACGUCCUUGACAUUCCCAAUGGCCAAGUGCAUACCACACGACAGGGUGUUGUAUUCUCUCCCUGGAAUCUGCAGAUGGUGGAGACGUUACUGAAGACGGCGGGACAGCUACGGGUCGUCACCUACAAGCCGACAGGACGCAAGGGACGAGAGGAAGUCCAAAUGAAGCCAUCACUGCACCCGGAAGGUCAUGACCUGGACGUAAUCACCACUCUGGAGGAACAGGGCAAGGAUCUCAAGACAGUCAGGGACAUUGUCUGUUGUCAUGACGACCGGGUCAUCAUGAUUCCGGCCAAUGAGGACAGAGGAACAAUCCGCAUUAGCUGUCCAAGACUGUCAUUCGAUCUCCAGACUAUUCACCCAGAUAGGACCGUGACACCAGAGGGCGUUAUGGUCAACUACGCUCCUGAGCGCCCCCUACCGAACACCGGAUGUCGUCUGCGCGCUUAUCCCGGAUCAAUGGCGGACACGGCUCUGGACGGGACUGGAUUCAUGCUAUGGGUUGUGAAAACCAAGGUUCACAUAAAACAGCGUGUUCCUGAUAACAAGAUGUUAUUUGAGGCAGCUUUGACUGGUACGCCCGUAGAUGCUCCUCUCAGUCAAAGAAUUGAUUCCAGUCUCGUUCUGGCUGGAUGCGACCUUCACCAUGAGCUAUGCAUCAAAAUCAAAUAUUGCUGUAAAAAUCUGGCGCAUUUUAGUGGCUGCAAGAACGCCGCUGGGAUUAACGCAGACUUCCAGUUUGGCAUGCUUCUUGAUUUUGAUCGUCGCCGUCUUCACGUUCUUGAUCUGAUCUCGAACACGGUUGUGAGUAAAGCUGAGAGGAUCAGUAUUCACAAACCUCUGUGGUCGAUAUUCUGCGUCGGGAGAUUCACGUACGCCGACGUCAAAUUAGAGGUGACCUCUGCAGACAAGGUCAAGGUCACACCAGAGCUCUUUCAAUUGUUGACGAAGGUUGUUGAUCAAGAGAGAGCAACGAAGAAAUAGGAUUAGGAUAGACAAUCCAGAGUGCAACCUCAUUUACUCGAAGUCCAUGGGAUUAUGAAAUGUAUUUCUAGUUAUCCGUAGUUUGAUACAAGCGAAGUGUCGGAGAGAUAAAUGUUUAUGUUAAAUCAGCACUACUUCACCCAUAGGCUGUCGAAAACAAGUAAUUUACAAAAAAACAACAUCAGGAAGAAUACUUAUGUACUGUAUACAACCUUUGUCACACAUGAGACAUAAA
Messenger RNA from Haliotis rufescens (red abalone), 3700 nucleotides. RefSeq lists its product as uncharacterized. The transcript is spliced from 5 exons. Gene Ontology annotation, molecular function: zinc ion binding. The record is from RefSeq and is a predicted model, not a curated record. Bases 247 to 3465 code for a protein of 1072 amino acids. Lineage: Eukaryota; Metazoa; Mollusca; Gastropoda; Lepetellida; Haliotidae.